UUUUGCACCUCCUCUUCCCCCUCUGCCCUCCCUCUUGCCUAGAGAGGAGGCCCUCCGGGUCCCAGGCUCCCUGCUGCUUUAUUGUGCGGCCCAGGGUUAUGCAUUUCUAUCUAAGCUUCUCUCUCUGGACACCGAUUCCAUCGAGGCACGAGCACGGGAAGGCUGUUUUCCAAAUUGCUGUUGUUAAUUGCACCUGCCUGGCCAAUUACCUCUGGGAAUUUGUGGGAGGAGCCGAGAGGUGGAAAAUGUUGCUUCGCUUUGUCGUGGGAGGGAAACUUUGUCACCCAGCACGAGACUUCUGCCACGCGUAACCAUAAGCAGCGCGGUCCUGGAUUCUGCACUCGAUGAUUCGGUAGGAGGUAGAGGUCACUCUGACCCGGCAUCCCGCGGACCUCCAGCCCCUCGGGUGCCGCCCCGCGUGUUACCUGCGCCACCCGCCCUCCCCGCGGAAGUCCCCACGAGGUGUUUUCAGGGUGGAAGGACAGUCAUAAAGAGCGCGCGGCUCCAGUGUAACGGCAGCAGCCCUGGGAGGCAGCGAGGGGACCAAAUCCCGGGGACGAGGCACCAGAAUUAACUUCUGGCUAAAGUUAUGGGAAGCGCAGCCAUGGACACCAAGAAGAAGAAAGAGGUUUCCAGCCCUGGAGGGAGCGGCGGCAAGAAAAACCCCAGUUUGAAGAGACGGUCAUUACGAGUGCACAUUCCGGACCUGAGCUCUUUUGCCAUGCCACUCCUGGAUGGAGAUGUGGAGAAUUCAGAAAAGCACUCUUCUCGGAAGGUGGACAGUCCCUUUAGUUCAGGCAGCCCUUCCAGAGGACUCUUCUCCAGGGGCCCCCAGCCUCGGCCCUCCAGCCCUGUGUCUGCUCCUGUGAGACCCAAGACAAGCCCUGGAUCUCCCAAAACUGUGUUCCCAUUCUCCUACCAGGAGUCUCCUCCACGCUCACCACGCCGCAUGAGCUUCAGUGGGAUCUUCCGCUCCUCAUCCAAAGAGUCUUCACCCAACUCCAACCCCUCUACCUCUCCCGGGGGCAUCAGGUUCUUCUCACGGUCCAGAAAAACCUCCAGCGUCUCCUCUUCUCCAUCAACACCCACCCAACUGACCAAGUCGCACCCAUUUCCCCUGGAGUCCUACAAGCAGGAGCCCGAACGCCUAGAAAACCGCAUCUGUACUUCCUCGUCCCCACCAGACACCGGCCAGCGCCUCUGCCUGGCCUUCCAGAGUCCAGUGCGGCCUCCACUGGCAUCCCCCACUCACCAUGUACCCCUAAGAACCGCGGCGCUGGCGGCGGCCCCGGGACCCGCGGAAGCCGGCAUGCUGGAGAAGCUGGAGUUCCAGGAGGAAGCAGAAGACUCAGAAAGUGGUGUUUAUAUGCGAUUCAUGAGGUCACACAAGUGUUAUGACAUCGUUCCAACCAGUUCAAAGCUUGUUGUCUUCGACACUACGUUGCAAGUCAAAAAGGCCUUCUUUGCCUUAGUAGCCAACGGAGUCCGUGCAGCGCCUCUGUGGGAAAGUAAAAAGCAGAGCUUUGUAGGAAUGCUCACUAUUACAGAUUUCAUAAAUAUACUGCACAGAUACUAUAAAUCACCUAUGGUACAGAUUUAUGAAUUAGAGGAACAUAAGAUUGAAACGUGGAGGGAGUUGUACUUACAAGAAACCUUCAAGCCUUUGGUGAAUAUCUCUCCUGAUGCAAGCCUCUUCGAUGCUGUAUACUCGUUGAUCAAAAAUAAAAUCCACAGAUUGCCAGUUAUUGACCCUAUCAGUGGGAAUGCACUUUAUAUACUUACCCACAAAAGAAUCCUCAAGUUCCUCCAGCUUUUUAUGUCUGAUAUGCCAAAGCCUGCCUUCAUGAAGCAGAACCUGGAUGAACUUGGAAUAGGAACGUACCACAAUAUUGCCUUCAUUCACCCAGACACUCCCAUCAUCAAAGCCUUGAACAUCUUUGUGGAGAGACGGAUAUCAGCACUGCCUGUGGUGGAUGAGUCAGGAAAAGUUGUAGAUAUUUAUUCCAAGUUUGAUGUAAUUAAUCUUGCUGCUGAGAAAACAUACAAUAACCUAGACAUCACAGUGACCCAGGCCCUGCAGCACCGCUCACAGUAUUUUGAGGGUGUGGUGAAGUGCAGCAAGCUGGAAACGCUGGAGACCAUCGUGGACAGGAUAGUAAGAGCCGAGGUCCAUCGGCUGGUGGUAGUAAAUGAAGCAGAUAGUAUUGUGGGUAUUAUCUCCCUGUCAGACAUCUUGCAAGCUCUGAUCCUCACACCUGCAGGUGCCAAGCAGAAGGAGACAGAGGCAGAAUGACCACUGUAGAUGCCCUCACAAGAGAACUUGAACAAAUUCCCGGGGUCACAUUUUGCCUCAUGAACACUGGCUGCAAUAGAAGAAAAUAAAAUGGCUAAGAAUGUAUAUCAGGGUUUGGCGAUGGGUAUUUUUCCAGUGAUUUGUAAGCAUAGGAAAAGAUUGUAUGUGCUUGAAGAAGAUUCAGGCUUGCAUUCAAAGACUGUCCUCAGACCCCCGUCCGAGGGAUUUUCAAUGCUGUUUGUCAUUAAAGUGCACUGUGUCCUGAAA
Molecule: messenger RNA, 2560 nt
Organism: Phodopus roborovskii (desert hamster)
Lineage: Eukaryota; Metazoa; Chordata; Mammalia; Rodentia; Cricetidae
Gene: Prkag2
Product: protein kinase AMP-activated non-catalytic subunit gamma 2
Exons: 16
Coding region: 590-2293 (567 amino acids)
Source: RefSeq, a predicted model, not a curated record